Molecule: messenger RNA, 1416 nt
Organism: Mizuhopecten yessoensis (Yesso scallop)
Lineage: Eukaryota; Metazoa; Mollusca; Bivalvia; Pectinida; Pectinidae
Product: pleckstrin homology domain-containing family F member 2-like
Exons: 10
Coding region: 40-840 (266 amino acids)
Molecular function (GO): phosphatidylinositol binding; metal ion binding
Source: RefSeq, a predicted model, not a curated record
UAUAACCUAGUGCAUCACGCGAAAGUAGCGGCUGCCAAGAUGGUGGACAGACUGGUGAACAGCGAGUCUAACACGAGGAGAAUAGCCUUUGUGGAACAGUGCUUUGGGGCUUCUGGACAGCCCCUGAAAGUGCCUGGGAGAGUUCUUGUAGGAGAAGGUGUAUUGACCAAGCUCUGUCGCAAACGACCAAAACCAAGACAGUUCUUCCUCUUCAACGAUAUACUUGUUUACGGCAAUAUUCUAAUCAGCAAAAAAAAGUAUAACCAACAACACAUUAUCUCACUGGAGGAUGUCAAGUUAGAAAAUGUGGACGACGAAAUAACCCUUGCUGAUUUUGCCUUACGGAAUGGAUGGAAGAUUAUCAGUCCAAAAAAGUCCUUUGUAGUGUAUGCAGCCACAACUACAGAAAAGACACAAUGGAUGUCACAUAUCAAAAAAUGUGUCAACGACCUGCUACUCAAACGGGGAAUAACUCAGGAUACAGCCAAUGAUUCGCCAGUUUGGGUACCAGAUGAUGAGGCCACUGUCUGUAUGCAUUGUCGUAAAUACCAGUUUUCUGUGAUAAACAGGCGGCACCACUGUAGGAAGUGUGGGAAGGUGGUGUGUGGUCCCUGCUCCGAUCAGAAGUGGCUCCUCCCACAGCAGUCAUCCAAGCCAAUCAGAAUAUGUUUGAGCUGUUACAACGAAUUGUCCUCAGCAAAGUCCACAAAUGCAGGUCCGCCACCAGCAGCAUUGGGUGCCGAAGACUCCUCUGGCGAGGAUUCUUCUGAUGACGAUGAUACAAACUACGCUAACGUGGAUACUGUUUCACAGGAUGAGCAGUUCCAAACCUACGACUGAGCAAUUUCAUUCAAUUGACACAAUAUUGGCCUACACAAUGUCCGACUCCUUUACAUACUUUAAUUGUCAUGUGUCUUCAAAUUUACAUGUCAGUGCUUUUAAUAUUUGUCUGUUACCUAUAGAGAAUGUUUGCCUUUAAAUAAAGCUCUAUGAUAAAGGUGUACACAAUUGUAUCGCGAUACUUUAGAGGACGAUUCAUGUGUCAUAUUGUCACCUGUAUCUUGAUACUUUGGUGGACUAGAACAUCAUACGUGAGUUAUAUGACCUCUACUGAUAAUCUCUGGAUCUUGUUGUCACAUAGGACAUAUGGUCUCUCUAACAGACAUCCGUAGGUUGUGUGGUCACCUGAUGCUGUUAUCCUGAUCAAGUUAUUGUAAAAUUUAGAAAAACAAAAAUCAUUUAAGGAUCCCUGUGCCUCUGCAGGCAAACCACUAGAGAAUUGACAAUUCAACAGUGGUUUCUGUCUCCAAGCCACUAAGUAGUGAAAGCGAGACUAAAGUGUUGCUUUUCCGGCAACGGCGACGAAGUCAACAUUAAGUUUUUGCGUUUAAGUUAGUUUCACUGAAAGUAUAAAUG